Messenger RNA from Armigeres subalbatus, 1988 nucleotides. RefSeq names its product pre-mRNA-splicing factor Slu7 (gene Slu7). Gene Ontology annotation, molecular function: pre-mRNA 3'-splice site binding. The transcript is spliced from 2 exons. Gene Ontology annotation, biological process: mRNA splicing, via spliceosome. Lineage: Eukaryota; Metazoa; Arthropoda; Insecta; Diptera; Culicidae. The record is from RefSeq and is a predicted model, not a curated record. The coding region runs from base 122 to 1942 and encodes 606 amino acids. Gene Ontology annotation, cellular component: spliceosomal complex.
AACGUCAAAAAUCUGUUUAGUGUGUCAAGACGAUUUUUUUUGCGUUUUUCAUCGUCGCGAUCGAUUUUCGCGAUUUUUGUGAUUAGUCUCGGAAAUACUUUAAAAUCCACCACCUGCAACCAUGGCCGGUGGAUCAUCGCGGAUCCCCAUCUCGAUGCUGCUGCAGGACAAAACCAGCGUGCCGGAAGAUGACGAGGAACCGAAGAAGAAAUCCCGCGAGGAUUGGCGCAAGGCCAAAGAGCUGGAGGAGGCCCGAAAAGCGGGAACGGCCCCGGCUGCGGUCGACGAGGAAGGCAAGGACAUCAAUCCGCACAUUCCGCAGUACAUCAGUUCGGCCCCUUGGUACUACAACACGGCCGGGCCAACGUUGAAGCACCAGCGGCCGCAGGAUGAUCGGAAGCAGGAGUUCUCCGGGAUUGACGAGUGGUACAAGCGCGGGGUGGACACCACCAAGGUGGUGACCAAGUUUCGGAAGGGGGCCUGCGAGAAUUGCGGUGCGGUGACUCACAAGAAGCGGGACUGUAUGGAGCGGCCGAGGAAGGUCGGAGCGAAGUUUAAUGGGGCGAAAAUCGCCCACGAUGAGUUCGUGCAGCCGAAGAUUGUGGCGGAUUAUGAUGGGAAACGGGACCGGUGGGCUGGGUACGAUCCGGCCAAUCACCGCGAGAUCGUGGAAGAGUAUCAGAAAAUUGAGCACGCGAAGCGCGAGCUACGGGCGCAGAAGCUGAAGGAGAAUCCGGAUCUGGCAGAUGAGGAAGGGGAGGAUGACGAGGAUAAGUACGUGGACGAGGUGGACAUGCCGGGCACGAAGGUCGACUCGAAACAACGGAUCACGGUUAGGAAUCUGCGUAUCCGAGAGGACACGGCAAAAUAUUUGCGCAAUUUGGAUCCAAAUUCGGCGUACUACGACCCGAAGACGCGAUCCAUGCGUGACAAUCCGAAUCCGAAUUUGCAUCCGGAGGAAACGGACUUCGCGGGGGAGAACUUUGUGCGAUAUUCGGGCGAUAUCCAGAAGCAUGCCCAGGCACAGCUGUUUGCCUGGGAGGCGCACGGAAAGGGGGUGGAUGUUCACGUUCUGGCGGAACCGACCAAGCUGGAGCUGUUGCAGAAGGAGUAUGAGAAGAAAAAGGAUCAGUUUAAGGACGAGGUGAAGAACACAGUGCUGGAUAGAUAUGGCGGGGAGGAGCACUUGAAUGUCCCUCCGAAGGCGCUGUUGCUGGCACAGACGGAGCAUUACGUGGAGUAUAAUCGGUUCGGAAAGGUGGUUAAAGGGGAGGACAAGCCAAUCAUCCGCUCCCAGUAUGAAGAGGAUGUGUUCGUCAAUAAUCAUGCGAGCGUUUGGGGUUCUCACUGGAAGGACGGAGUAUGGGGUUACAAAUGUUGCGAGUCCAGCAUAAAAAAUUCGUACUGCGUCGGAGAUAAUGGGAAGUCGUCUGGUGGCUUGGCCAGGCCUCCGAUGGAUGCCGAACCGAUUGCGGGUCCUUCAAGGAUUGUCACGUCUGAAUAUCAGAAAGAUGUGCCAGCCAGCGGUCAGAAGCAGCAGCAGUUGAAGCCAGACGAAGACAAGAAAGAAGAAUCUGGAAGUAGUAGCAGCAGCAGCAGUAGCAGUGAAUCAUCGUCCGACUCGGAGUCGGAGGAAGAGCAGCGCAAGAAAUCCAAGAAAUCGAAGAAGAAGCGCAAGAAGGAGAAACGUCGAUUGAAGCGAGAGGAGAAGAAACGGCAGAAGCAGGCGGAGAAGGCAAAGGUGAAGGACAAACUGCAGCUGGCGUUGAUGGCCGAGGAGGAGCACCAGAAGCGUGCCGCCGUGCUGCUCAAGAUGGACGAACGGAAGCGACCGUACAACAGCAUGUACGAAGCGAAGGUCCCCACGGAGGAGCAGAUGGAGGCGUACCAGAUGAAGCGACGACGGGAUGAAGAUCCGAUGCUGCAGUUUAUGGAUAAGUAAGAUCUUGGUUUAGUAAAUGUGAGUGUAAGUAAGAAUAAUGCUAUUA